This is a messenger RNA of Paramuricea clavata, 4928 nucleotides long. The record is from the annotation of a GenBank genome assembly. NCBI's taxonomy places the organism in Eukaryota, Metazoa, Cnidaria, Anthozoa, Malacalcyonacea, Plexauridae.
AUGGGUAGCGAGGCCGCUUUAGCAGAAAAAUUUCAAAUAUCCUUUACUGAACCAUGGAAAGACCUAAUUACAACAAGUAUUCCCCAACUAGAUGAAGUUGAGUCACUUCUCAAAAACUAUCCUCCCCCUCUACCUAGUAUUGGCCAGAUUAAGAGCGUCCUAAAUCACCUUAAUCACUCGAAAGCAACAGGAGCCGAUGGUGUUCCAGCAUGGUUACUUAAACGAUUCUCUAGCGUUCUAGCGCCGAUUGUUCAUGACAUCAUUACGGCUAGCAUUAAACAGUGUAAGUAUCCAAGUCAUUACAAACAUGGCCUGGUCACACCUGUACCUAAAGCAUACCCACCAACUAACGUUGGUAACGAUUUUAGACAAAUCUCUGUUUUGCCACAUAUUGGGAAAAUCCUAGAGAGAGAGUACAACUACAACUCAAUCAAAAUGACAUCACAGUACGUCCCAGUCAACAUGGUUUUACUAGUGGCCGCUCUACUACAUCGGCUCUGAUAUCCAUCACACAGCCAUGGUUUAAUGCUACUGACAAUACCUGCCGUGACAAAGCAGGCAUCCAUGCCCUCUUUAUCGACUUUAAAAAAGCCUUUGAUGUAGUUGAUCAUGGGAUCCUGUUGAAUAAACUUGCAUUGAUGAAUGUUAAUACAAAGCGAAUGCAUCAUGAAGGGAGAGUGUAGCAACAUACAGAAAGUCUUAGACUCCGUUCAGAAUUGGUCAAACGCUAAUAGAAUGAAGUUGAACGCAAAGAAAACGAAAGAUAUGUGGAUUUGCUUUGGGAAAUCUAUCCCACAGUCUCCCAAUCUUUAUACCGGGGAUGUUAUGAUCGAAAGAGUUAAUUCAUUCAAGUUACUUGGUGUUAGCUGUCAAAGUAACAUGAAAUAGAAUUCUCACAUCAAAGAAAUUACUCGAAAGGGAAACAGGAGACUGUGUCAUCUAAGGCAGUGCAGGAAGGCUCACCUUCCUACUGAAGUAGGAUUGGCAACUUACUGCACCAAAAUUCGUCCACUGCUUGAAUAUGCCGCACUAGUUUGGGGUGGCCUACCUCACUAUUUAGUGAACGACCUUGAGCGUAUUCAAAGGAGAAGCUUACGUAUUAUUGGUUUACCGGUCGAUACACUUCCCCCGCUUAGUGAGAGAAGAGAUAAGCUAACUCUUCGAGAAAUGGAGGCAAUUACUCUGGACGUAAACCAUCCUUGUCACCACCUUGUCCCUAUCGCACAGAAGCAUGACUAUUCCACUAGAACUAAAGAAAGAGGUUCUAAUGUAGGUCGCAUUAUUUCCAGAACCGAAAGACAUAAAUCAUCGUUUAUGCCUCGUGCAUGCAGUUAAACUUUUUAAUAAUAUUAAACUUUAAAUUACUACUGUAAUAGACGGUUCUGUAAUUUUAGGCUGAAUGUAGGUUGCAUUAUUCUCUGAACUGAAGGACAUAAUCGUCGUCUGUGCCUUUGGCAACUGAACCUUUUUAAAAAUACAAAUUUUUGUUGUAAUAUAGAUGGUUUUAUAAUGUUUAUGAAUUUGUAAGUCCACUGUAUUUUUUUACUUAAGGUGGAUUAUUAUUAAAGCUUUACAUCAUGAGUUUAUCUAUUAAGGUGAUCCGUUUGGACUUUUUCAUGCGUUUGGCUUUUCAAAACAAGAUAAAAACAUGAUAUCGUAAUAAUGGCACUGCAUUUCCAAUCAAAACGAAUCGCCCUGAACAAACAAGCUGUUCGAGACUAAACGCUACUCGGUUUUCGAAUUUGUAUAUGUAUAACCUGCAUGGUUUCUUUAUUUUAUCAACACAGGUUAAUCAUGAAGCACAUGCGCAAAUUGUUUCUGUUAGAGGCUCAGGGGAUGUUGAACAUCUUAAAGCAUCGCUGAAAGAGACACAGAAAAAAAUGUUAAGGCUGGAAAAGGAAAACGCUGAUAUGGCAGCAAAGGCCGCACGGAAAGAAGAACUGGAGAAAGAGGUUGAAAAGUUAAAUCAAGAGAAGAAAAAAAACCAAGAGUUACUUUCAGAAUACUUUAAAGAAUUUGGCAAAUUAAACUCUGGAAAAGAGGAAUAUGAACGUAAGAUGGAUACAUAUGAACGUCAACUGAAUGAUAUGCGCCUAGAGUUGCUAGACAAAGAAACACAAAUGUCAAUGAUGGUAAGUACAGUACAUCGCUACAGUAGUGGGAAUAUUAGUCGAGUGCAAUUUCAGAUUACGUCUAAACGUUUCUAAUUGCAUUCGCGCAGAAUUAUUAUUAACAUUAUACAAUUACAAAUGUUAAAAAAUGCGCGUCAACUUGUACGAAAAGUCUAAGGCUCCGUUUACAUGAGACAGGAACGAAGUCAAACCGGGACCAUUUUGUUUCGGUCAUAGUAUUAUUUCAGCAUGAGCUCCACUUUUGAAUUUACUAUAUGAGUAAAUUCUUAAACACGUCCGAAUUUAUCAUUAUGAUAUAUUCGCGGCACAUUUUGAAUUUAUCAUAAUGAUAAAUUCGCGGCACUUAACCCCCAACCCUACCACUAACCCCUAACCCUAAUCUAACUUUUUUGAAACUUUUUUGAAAAUCUAACUUUUUAAACUUAACCCCAAACCACUAACCCCUAACCUCACCCCUAACCAAACCUAACCCCAAACCACUAACCCCUAACCCUAAUCUAACUUUUUUGAAACUUUUUUGAAAAUCUAACUUUUUUGGCUUUUUUAAAACUUUUUUGAAAAUUUUUUUUUGAAAAUCUUUUAAGCUAUACCUCAAAGAAGAUGGAUCAUUUUAACAUAAACACUGAAAUAUGAGUAUACUGACAGCUCUGUCACACGUGUCAUUUGCAGACCUUCUGAAACAUUUUAAUGAAAGUAUAAUUCACGAAGUUCACAUUUUCACUUACUUCUUAACAUCUGUUUUAAUCCAACUAGGUCUGUAGGCACGAGCAAAAUUUAGUGUUGAUGUAUUAAAUAUCCAUUUAGUUCAUGUUUCCCUGAUGAAAAUAUUGUCCAUUUCAUGCAAAGCUGAUUUCGACGCACUUUAGCUUUUUUUUUGGCCUUCCUCAGUAAGAUUAUCAACUGUUUCACAAACAUAUGUGAUAGUAAACAGCUAAAAUAUUCUCCGAAAGUCUAUGUUUUUGCUCUUCGGCGCGAAAAUGCCAACUCAAGAAGAAAUGAGCCGCUAUUUUUGGUCAGCAUCGACAAAUUGUGAACCUGUUGUCUAGCUCUUAUUUAGCGUGACAAUGGUUACUGUAUGUUUUCGAAGAUGCAGAUGUCUUUUUGACAAAUGUAUGUUUUUGUAAAACCGAACAAAUCGUGAGAAUCUUGAGAGAGAGAAUUUUAAUUUUGUUAAGUAACAGACAUGCAGUGUAUACCUUUCGGUUGCAAGGGAUUUGUAAUGAUCCGAUAACUUGACUAUUCUUCACGUUCGCAUUCCUCACCACUACUCGUCCAGUCUUUGUUCUACCGGUCUCAUAAAUUAUCGUUUCCUGGAUAAACAAUUGCCGGCUGCAAUCACGCGGCUAUGUGUAAAUCACAAAAAUCCCGCAAUUCACAUUUCACGAGAACAAAUAUUGGCAAUUCAUGGCAGAACACCGUAUGAAGAGUUUUAUAUAAAAAUAGUAUUGUAAAAAUGCCAGUCAGAGUCGUGGUAUAUUGUGGGUGAUUAUAUAGUAUCUAUAAUGGUCAUAAGUAUUAAAUCGUGUUCAAAACUAUUUUAGGCUCGUGCAAGUAAUUCGACAUCUAACAUGGCUGAAGAGAACGAGAUGUUAAAACAACAAUUUGAAGAGCUGAAAAGCCAAAUUUCUUCAUUAUUAGAACAGGUGCUAAAUUUCUUUAUUAUUGGAACAAAUUUCUUCAUUAUUGAAACACGAGAGGUGUCUUAUUGGCAGCAGAUUUCAGCCAAAUGUCUAACUGUCAUCUUUAUCCACAGCUAUUGAGAACCCCGUAUGAUUUGACCAUACCUUCAGUGCUUCGUGACCCCCCAACCCCAUGCCUCACACACGCAAAAAAUGAAAUGGGUUAACCUAGUUUAACCUUGCGUCGUUUGGUAGAGGAUAGAUUAUUUACAAAGCAAUUGUAAGUGCUGUUGUGCAUUUACAAAAACGGUGAAAAUCGUACAGCAAAGUAAUUUCGUAAUUGAAUUUAAAAAGAUUAUAUAAACAUAAGUGUUAUAUAGAGUUUUUGGCCACUGAGAAAAUUCGUAUUUAAACACACGUAAAAAAUACGAUAUUUUAACGUGUGAAAAUAUCAUUUGUUGUAAAACGCAUUGCCACGGACGUUCUGAAUUUUGUUUAUAUAAUAAACAGAAAAAUACAUAGGUGCUUGGAAAUACCAGAUUUAUUUCUCGUGUUGAACAUGAUAUCUCACUCGUUCGCUGCGCUCACUCGUGAGGUAUCAUGUUCAACACUCGAAAUAAAUCUGGUAUUUCCGCGCACUCAUGUAUUAUUCUCUAUUGAACUGCAUUAUUUGAUUUAUAAUUGUAAAACAGUAGAAAUAUUUUUAUAGUAUCGAGUUUGUCUUGACCUUUUGUGUUUUUACUUUCGUUUUGCAUUUUGGCUUCCACGACAACUGAAACUGUGUUUUUAAACGGCGAUUUCCGUAUACAAUCCUGCAGUUCAUUGUUUUCGUAAAAUAAUCCAUUAGGAUGGGGUUUUCAAAAUGUUUAUUUGCUUUACAAAACAUUUCUAUUUUAAGUCUCGAUUUAAGUCUCGAUAAUUUAUUUUUUUUGCCAACGUUGUUGAAAAAAACAAUUCGCACCCUCCGCAAGCCAAAAUGCCCUUUGAAAUCCGCUAUUUUGUGGAGACAAAAUUUUGAAUUUUGUGGAGACAAAAUUUUAAUUGAUUAAAGAUGGAAGUACGCAUUCUAUAUCUAUUAUUUCUAUGGGUAGGAUAAUAAGGUACAGUAACAAAAGUUGUUCUGACAAUUAUCCAUGUAUUUUUUUAGAAAGAAAAUAAUACAGAGAAAGAGAAACAG